AUGUCGGGCACUCAUACAAUUUACAACAAUGGCGAGCCCAGCUCGACCACUACUGUCGUCAACAUAGUCGAGCCAACAUCAUCCAUCAACGCCUCUAGCACCGUGCUGGUCCUGGUCCCUCCUCACGUCCACAGCACGACCACGGUCCUCAGCACGGUUUCUACUGUCUCCUUGAAAAUAUCUCCGACUGUCUCGUCCACCCGUCUUUCAUCAUCAACCAUCUAUUCUACUCGUCUCUCAUCGUCCAUCUCUUCGACUCGUCGUACAUCCACUAUCUCAUCCACUCGCCGUACCUCGUCGACUGUCUCGUCUACUCGCCGUACAUCGGUCAGCUCUCCGACUACAACCACGACCGUGACCGUGAAGCAUUGCAAGUCCAAAUCCAAAUCCAUAUCGAAAUCCAAAUCCACACCCACACCUACUCCGACCACCUACUCGACUAGUUUCAGAACGAUCCUUUCCACUAGGACCAGAAAGGUCUCUUUCACCAAAUCUGGAAAGGACUUUUCUACCAGUUUUAGAACGGUCCAUCUUUCCGAAACGACUAUAGUCACGACCGUUACCACCAAGCGUUGCAAGUCCAUGCCCACUUCGCACUCUUCUGUCAAGAAAUCCAUCACCACCGGUCAAAGAGGUCUGGGUAUGAUCCCAGAGGCUCCUUCGGCAGUACUCUGA
Molecule: messenger RNA, 675 nt
Organism: Aureobasidium uvarum
Lineage: Eukaryota; Fungi; Ascomycota; Dothideomycetes; Dothideales; Saccotheciaceae
Source: the annotation of a GenBank genome assembly